Trichoderma reesei QM6a is the source of this 867-nucleotide messenger RNA. RefSeq lists its product as uncharacterized. The transcript has a single exon. Bases 1 to 867 code for a protein of 288 amino acids. Gene Ontology annotation, cellular component: HAUS complex; cytosol. NCBI's taxonomy places the organism in Eukaryota, Fungi, Ascomycota, Sordariomycetes, Hypocreales, Hypocreaceae. The record is from RefSeq and is a predicted model, not a curated record. Gene Ontology annotation, biological process: spindle assembly.
AUGGCUCACCGGCUUGCCGACAACUCGGCAGCCAUCUUCUCGCCGUCCGUCGCCCGCAUCGCCGCGUCCACCGCCCGGGACUGGUCCUACGUCGACGCCUGGCUGGCAUCCAAGUCCCCUGCAUGGAAGAGCUCGCUGCCGCCCUUUGAGCGGAACCAGGACACGCUCAAGGCGCUGCUGGCCCUCGUCUCCAUCAACGAAGCGGCCGAUGACCAGCGCCGCCUGCUGGCGCGGGUCGACGCCACGGCGCUCCAGGGGCUCAGCGCCCACGACCGGGCCGAGAUGCCCUCCAGCAGCAGCAGCAGCAACAACAACAACAAUAACAACAGUAGUAGCAGCAACAGCGGCGGCAACACGGCACUCACAAAGGGCCACUUGCUCGAUGCCAUAGAGCACAGCCUGCCCAAGGACGGCGCCAACGCGCUCAACGUCCUCACGGCCGUGGCCUCGGAGGCGGCCGCCACCGCGAGCCCGGACCCGGAUCACAUUGGCCGCCUGAUGCUGCGUCUCCAGGGCAGAAUCUACGGCGCCGAGCAGACGGCCGCCCGGGUCGAUGCCCUCGAGCGCCACCUCCAGCGGGAAACGGAGGCGGCAGAGGAGCUGCUCCACACGCUGCAGAGCGACGGCUACAAGCCGCCCUCGGACCUGGCCAAGCAGAACCUGGAUGUUCAGCGGAGGAUCAAGACCGUCUCUGCCCAGCUGCCCGAUCUCCACGACCGCGUCACGGCCCUUGCGGCGUCCGUCGCCACGCCGCACCCCGCAAUUGGCGAUGUCAUUGAGCUGGAGCAGCAGUAUCAAGCAUUGCUCUUCCACGUGAGGGAGCUCAGCGAACAGCUCGCUGCUCUUUCCCAGCAGGGGGCGCGGUAG